Messenger RNA from Eurytemora carolleeae, 1462 nucleotides. Its product is annotated as protein abrupt. The record is from RefSeq and is a predicted model, not a curated record. The transcript has 3 exons. Gene Ontology annotation, molecular function: protein binding. Gene Ontology annotation, cellular component: nucleus. Bases 187 to 1368 code for a protein of 393 amino acids. NCBI's taxonomy places the organism in Eukaryota, Metazoa, Arthropoda, Copepoda, Calanoida, Temoridae. Gene Ontology annotation, biological process: regulation of transcription by RNA polymerase II.
AGCCGGCAAUCCAAGCUUGCUUUUCUCGCCGGCAGCCAUAUUAACAACAAGACAAAGAAUUUGGUCCCGACUAAAUCUGCGAAUAAACCAGGAAUUUUUGGUGCCAGCCAACUGCUUAUUGAUUCAGAAUGUGAGGUCUGACCCUCACGAAGAGUUCAUUUUUUUCAGCAAGAAACCCUGUUCAAGAUGGGUACAUCAGAAAAGUUCUGUUUACGCUGGAACGAUUUCGAAACGAACAUUAGCGUUGCGUUCCGGGAAUUACGUGAAGAGAAAGACUUUUUUGACGUAACUCUAGCAUGUGAUGAUUCAUCUCAGAUUCAGGCCCACAAGGUAAUUCUCUCAGCUUGCAGUCCGUUCUUCAGAAAUGUUCUCCGCAAGAACCCUCAUCAGCAUCCACUACUUUAUCUCAAGGGUGUUAAAUACAAGGAGAUGCUUUCAGUUUUAAACUUUAUGUACAUGGGUGAGGUGAAUGUUGCCCAAGAAGAGCUUAACUCGUUCCUAGCCGUAGCGGAGGAUCUCCGUGUGAAAGGUCUCACUCAAAACAAUGCUGAAUCUGGUGAUAAGACGAAGGCAGAAUCCAAGUCCAACUCCAACAGGAAUCGAGAGCCUCCUGAACGAGAACCAGGACCACCGCCCAAGCGCGCCCGACCAGUACCUUCAGCACCUUCCACACCUGCUCCGACAAACAACCGACCUUCCUCAUAUGAAGAUGACGACAUUCAGGAAGUUGUUCCAGUUAAAUCUGAACCUAGAGACGUGACCACACCUUCCACAGCCAUGACCACAUCAUCGAACAACGACUACCAGGACUCAAGUUUAGUAGAACCUGGUCAAGGUCAGGUUGCUCUAGAGGACUCCUAUCAGGAUGACAGCUACGAUUACGGAAACUAUGAAGAAGGCUAUGAUGAUGGAAGCGGAAUGAUCGACCCGAACACUGGAAUGCCGAUUGCUGCAGGAGCUGAUGGAAACAAAGUUGAAACUUCCUGGCUUCCCAUCUGGAUCAACGGAUAUCUCCUCUGUAGGAAGGGGUGCGGUAGUAAGUUUAAGAAUCCUGCACCCCUGGUCCGUCAUGAAACCGUGUGCUCAUGUCCUGAAGACCCCCUGGGUCUAUCGAAACUAUCUGUGAAGUCCCUGACAAAGUUAACUGGAAGAGGAAGACCAUAUGGUUGCCGUCGUCGAACAGGUUUUAGGUCUGCUGGUUUACUACAGAAACGUUCUGAUUCUCCGAAUAAACCAAUCAGUAUUGCUCCUAAAAAAGUUCCUUUGCCACGACUGAUUUCCAGGCCCAAAAUGGAAGCUGAUUCUAAUGACGAGGACAGUUUGACGGAGGAAGAUCCUCUCUUUAAGUCUGAGCCCCACGAAAGUUGAAUUCUUAAUGAAAAUGUCAGUUUAAUACAAACAUUACGCGGCAGCUGAUGGCUUGUGUAUAAUAUAAUUCUCAAUAAAACAUUAAAUUUUAUUA